This is a messenger RNA of Cottoperca gobio, 1865 nucleotides long. Its product is annotated as dynein regulatory complex subunit 4-like. Gene Ontology annotation, biological process: flagellated sperm motility. The coding region runs from base 139 to 1569 and encodes 476 amino acids. The record is from RefSeq and is a predicted model, not a curated record. The transcript has 11 exons. Gene Ontology annotation, molecular function: microtubule binding; small GTPase binding. Lineage: Eukaryota; Metazoa; Chordata; Actinopteri; Perciformes; Bovichtidae. Gene Ontology annotation, cellular component: motile cilium; microtubule; Golgi apparatus.
GAAGAAGUGAGGAAGAGCGACGUUGCCAUGACAGCGCCUUUCGUUUACAUGUAGCCGAGAAUGCGGCUUAGCUAGCUAACAGGCUAACUUCAGUUUAUUGUUACUACCGAUAUUUGUGAGCCUGCACGUUACUUCACGAUGCCUCCGAAGACUAAAAGCAAAAAGGCCGUGAAGGGGAAGUCGUCGGCCGUGGUGGACGGUCUUUCCACGGAUGAGAUGUCCAAGGAUCAGCUGGAGGAGCACAUCAUCCGCCUGCGAGAGGAGCUGGACAGAGAGCGGGAGGAGAGGAGCUACUUCCAGCUGGAGAGGGACAAGAUCCAGGCCUUCUGGGAAAUCUCCAAGAGGAGCCUGGAAGAGAAGAGGGCCGAGCUGAGGAACGGACACAGGGAGAGAGAGGAGGCAGAGGAGCGCCACCGAGUGGAGAUCACUGUGUACAAGCAGAAGCUGAAGCACGUCCUGUCUGAACACCACAACACCAUCUCUGGGCGGAAGAUGGACGGCGUCGCCUCGACCUCGCUGAUCCAGAACCAGCACACUGAGGCAGAGCUCGGGCUUCAGAGAGACGUGCACGGCCUGCAGGCAGACUUCAGAGAGGAGAAGCUCCACAACAACAACUGCAUGAAGGAGCUCAAGCUGAAACACCAGGUGGAGUUAAUGGAGUUGACGAACCACUACGACAGAAGAAUCCAAGAAAUCGAGGUGAAGUAUCACAAGAAGAUGCAGCUGAUGAUCGACGCGGAGGACAGAAAGCGGCGGGCUGAGGUUCACGAAGUGGAGGACAGAAUGAAAAGUCGCGUUGUGAGUCUGAUCGAGGAGCACGACAGAGCUCUGAGAGGCGCUGAGGAGUACUACUGUGCUGUUCAGAGUAAACUGCUGGUGGACCAGAAGGUGCUGAAGGAAGAACUCGCAGAGGUGAAGAAGCUGCAGGCGCGAGUGGACAAAGAGCAUUCAGCGGCUGAGCAGGAGAACAAACGUCUGAGCGAGUCUCUGCAGGAAGCCCAGCAGAAGCUGCCCGAGCUCCGCAAACAGCUGCACGACUACAACCAGGCCAAGGCAAAGAUGGUGGCGAGUAGAGCCCGCGUGAAGCUCGUUGAUAAGGAGCUGAGAGACCUGACGGUGGAGCAGGAGCUGCUGCUGCAGGCGUUUGAAAAGGUUCAGCAGGAGCGCGAUGAUCUGUUGAAGAAGCAGACCGAGGCCAUCCUGGACGUACAGCAGAGGAGCGGACUGAAGGAGUUGCUGCUGGAGAGGAAGUUGGCAGCGCUGACAGAAACUGUGGAGAAGAAGGAGGCUCAGCUCUGCGCCGCGCUCUCGGCCUCAAAGGUCGAACAAACUGCCGGCAGCAGCGCAGCAAACAAAGUCGAGGAUAUAUUUGAGUCCAAACAAGUCGCCAUCAACGCCUUCCAGUGCGACUUGGCUGGAGAUUGUGAGGAGUACGACCAGCUGCUGCAGACCUGUCAGGAGAAGCUGAAGGCGUUGGGUGUCCCGCUGUACGACCUUCCCUUCAGGCCCUCGCAGCAGAUCCUGGGGGGACACCCUCGGGUGCAGAACUCUCCGGGACCCAAACACUGAACUCCUCCAGCUGACAGGUGCACACUCACCUGCUCUACCUGGAGACUUCCUAAUGUAAAACCCUCGGACUUCUCUACCUCUCUGUCCUUUCAUCAUGUCCUUAAAGACAACUUACACAACAUAAUAAAUAUGCAGCUUACUGCAUAAAUAUAAACGUAGUUAUGAAACCUUCCUGCUGCUAAGAAUGAAUGUUUUUCUGUUGAUGCUGCAGGUGUUGAAGGUGUUUACCAGGUAAACUCUAAAUCACAAACUCAAUCUGAUGUUAAACAAUAAAGAACAUUUGUCAUUUUUGACGA